GGCGGCUGCUGCGGAUGUCGCUGUUAACCAGCGGCGUCUGAACAAACGACGGCUGCCGAGCGCCCGACCUGGCUCUGCGCUAGAGCCCAAACAGAGCUCCGCGGCCUCUCGCCCGCUAGGGCGGUCCUACGCCGGUUGCCACUGAGGUGGAGUGCCCCGCAUUCCCCGCUGCCCGGGCCGGCCGACUGUGGCGUUUUCUGGCUCCCGUUCGCUCGCCCGCUCCCUCCCUGCCCGCUCCCUCCCUGCUCUCCUGAGUCACCGCCGCCAUGGCCGAGAGUGGUGAAAGCGGCGGCCCUCCAGACUCCCAGGACGGCGCCGCCGCGCCCGACGCUGCCGGCGCCCCCGCGGCAGCUGCCUCCGCGGAGCCCAAGAUCAUGAAAGUCACCGUGAAGACCCCGAAGGAGAAGGAGGAGUUCGCUGUGCCCGAGAACAGCUCCGUCCAGCAGUUCAAGGAAGAAAUCUCUAAACGUUUCAAAUCACACACCGACCAACUUGUGUUGAUAUUUGCGGGAAAAAUUUUAAAAGAUCAAGAUACUUUGAGUCAGCAUGGAAUUCAUGAUGGACUUACUGUUCACCUUGUCAUCAAAACACAAAACAGGCCUCAGGAUCAUUCAGCUCAGCAAACAAGUACCACUGGAAGCAAUGCUACCACAUCAUCAGCUCCUAGUAGUAACUCCACAUCUGGUUCUGCCACCAGCAGCCCUUUUGGUUUAGGUGGCCUUGGAGGGCUUGCAGGUCUGAGUAGCUUGGGUUUGAAUACGUCCAACUUCUCUGAACUACAGAGCCAAAUGCAGCGGCAACUUAUGUCCAACCCUGAAAUGAUGGUCCAGAUCAUGGAAAAUCCCUUUGUCCAGAGCAUGCUGUCAAAUCCUGACCUGAUGAGGCAGUUAAUUAUGGCCAAUCCACAAAUGCAGCAGUUGAUACAGAGAAAUCCAGAAAUCAGUCACAUGCUGAAUAAUCCAGAUAUAAUGAGACAAACACUGGAACUUGCCAGGAAUCCAGCAAUGAUGCAGGAAAUGAUGAGAAACCAGGACCGAGCCUUGAGCAACCUGGAAAGCAUCCCAGGGGGAUACAAUGCCUUACGGCGUAUGUACACUGAUAUCCAAGAGCCGAUGCUGAGUGCUGCGCAAGAACAGUUUGGUGGUAAUCCAUUUGCUUCCUUAGUGAGCAGUCCAUCCUCAGGUGAAGGUAGUCAGCCUUCCCGUACAGAAAAUAGAGAUCCGUUACCCAAUCCAUGGGCUCCGCAGGCUUCCCAGAGCUCAUCAGCUUCCAGUGGCACCGCUAGCACCGUGAGUGGCGCCGGUGGCAGUACUGCCAGUGGCACUGCUGGGCAGAGUACUGCUGCGCCCAGUGUGGGGCCUGGAGUAGGAGCUAGUAUGUUCAACACUCCAGGAAUGCAGAGUUUGUUGCAACAAAUAACCGAAAAUCCACAACUCAUGCAGAAUAUGUUGUCUGCCCCCUACAUGAGAAGCAUGAUGCAGUCACUAAGCCAGAACCCCGAUCUUGCUGCACAGAUGAUGCUGAAUAAUCCCCUAUUUGCUGGAAACCCUCAGCUUCAAGAACAAAUGAGACAACAACUCCCAACUUUCCUCCAACAAAUGCAGAACCCUGAUACACUAUCAGCAAUGUCCAACCCUAGAGCAAUGCAGGCCUUAUUACAGAUUCAGCAGGGUUUACAGACAUUAGCAACAGAAGCCCCUGGCCUCAUCCCAGGGUUUACUCCUGGCCUGGGGGCAUUAGGAAGCACUGGAGGCUCUGCGGGAACCAGUGGGUCUAGCUGUGCACCUAGUGAGAACACGAGUCCCAGUGCAGGAACCACCGAACCCGGACACCAGCAGUUUAUUCAACAAAUGCUGCAGGCGCUUGCUGGAGUAAAUCCUCAGCUACAGAAUCCAGAAGUCAGAUUUCAGCAACAACUGGAACAGCUCAGUGCAAUGGGAUUUUUGAACCGUGAAGCAAACUUGCAAGCGCUGAUAGCAACAGGAGGUGAUAUCAAUGCGGCUAUUGAAAGGUUACUGGGCUCCCAGCCUUCAUAGCAGCAGUUCUGUAACUUGAAAAAAAUGUAAUUUAUUUUUGAUAACGGCUCUUAAAUCUUUAAAAUACCUGCUUUAUUUCAUUUUGAAACUUGGAAUUCUGUGCUAUUAUAAACAAACCCAAUAUGAUGCAUUUUAAGGUGGGAGUACAAGGAGAUGUGUGGAUUUUUCUGUGUUUUUUAUUUUAUUUUUUGACCAGUGGGAAUCAAUGCUUUUUUGUUUAAGGCUAUUGCAUGCAUCAAACACUUCUGCAUUUAUUGUAAUUUUUAAAAAAUCUGACAGAUAUCACCUUUUAUAGUUGGGUGAACAGAUAUUGUCCUGCAUCUGUCCAGUUUAUUUGCUUUUUAAACAUUAGCUUAUGGUAGUAAUUUAUGUAGAAUAAAAGCAUUAAAAAGAAGCAAAUCAUUUGCACUCUAUAAUUUGUGGUACAUUUGCUUAUUGUGACUUUGGCAUGUAUUUUUGCGAACAAAAUGCUGUAAGAUUUAUACUAUUAACAGGUUUUUUUUGUGGGUUUUGUUUGUUUUUUGUAUACAGUGUAGUAUCACAUUUGGGACUGCAUUUCUAGAGACUUAUUGCAGUAGGUUAUCUGAGCAAAACACCUGUAGCCAAAAAAAAAAAAAAGAUAAGGAAA
Molecule: messenger RNA, 2664 nt
Organism: Loxodonta africana (African savanna elephant)
Lineage: Eukaryota; Metazoa; Chordata; Mammalia; Proboscidea; Elephantidae
Gene: UBQLN1
Product: ubiquilin 1
Exons: 11
Coding region: 267-2036 (589 amino acids)
Biological process (GO): regulation of macroautophagy; autophagosome assembly
Cellular component (GO): autophagosome; cytosol
Molecular function (GO): polyubiquitin modification-dependent protein binding
Source: RefSeq, a predicted model, not a curated record